Messenger RNA from Cucurbitaria berberidis CBS 394.84, 1233 nucleotides. RefSeq names its product putative CDK4/6. Gene Ontology annotation, biological process: protein phosphorylation; regulation of mRNA processing; spliceosomal complex assembly. NCBI's taxonomy places the organism in Eukaryota, Fungi, Ascomycota, Dothideomycetes, Pleosporales, Cucurbitariaceae. The record is from RefSeq and is a predicted model, not a curated record. Gene Ontology annotation, molecular function: ATP binding; protein kinase activity. Bases 1 to 1233 code for a protein of 410 amino acids. The transcript has 5 exons.
AUGGCUUCCAUUCUUCGAAGAGCUCGUAAUUUUCUAAGACCUCCAGCGCCACCAUGGAAAUUUCCAGCCACUGGCUUUCCGAUCCUUGACAACAGCUUAGUGGUGGAAGAGGAGCGAGAGUCAUUGUACUCCGCGACAACAUUCUACCCGGCAAAAAUUGGCGAGGUCCUGAACACAAGGUACCAGAUUGUGGGUAAGCUGGGUUACGGAGGCUAUUCUACAGUAUGGCUUUGCCGCGACCUUGCGGACCAUGACUAUGUUGUCUUGAAACUUUGUCGCAGUGACGCGCCUAACAUUAAGAGGGAGAUUGACAUAUACUGGCGUCUUGACAACGUCAGAGCGAAACAUGCCGGUGCGACGCUAGUUCGAAGGAUGCUCGACAACUUCGAGCUUCAAAACCAUGGAUACCACUUCCCGUGCAUCAUCCACAAGCCCUUAGGGAUGAGUUUGGCCAAGUUUAGAAGCAGGGUUCCAGGGAUGAAGCUUCCAGAGAAUAUCUUGAAGCUCACACUGAUACAUAUUCUCAUUGGGUUGGAGUUCCUCCACACUCAUGCUAAAAUUAUCCAUUGCGACCUCCAGGAGAAAAAUAUUCUCCUUGGCAUAGAGAAUAAACAUAUUCUCGAUGAGUUUGCGAAACACGAGCUGGAAUCUCCAACGCCGCGAAAGAUCGAUGGCGCCCGCGUUGUGUACGAGUCAAGGGAUCUCGACAAUACCACAAAUCCAGGGCGCCCUGUUCUUACAGAUUUCGGAGAGGCUCGGCUAAGGGAAGGUUCUCAUACUGGCCUUAUUCAACCGACUCAGUACAGAGCCCCAGAGGUUCUCCUUGGGCUGCCAUGGGACCAUGAGGUGGAUAUUUGGAAUGUUGGAGCAAUGAUAUGGGACUUAUUCGAGGACCGCAAUAUGUUCAAUGCCAGAAAUCCGAAAGGCGAAGUGUCGAUAGAACACCAGUUGGCACACAUUGUCGCGCUUCUUGGCCCUCCCCCAGUCGAUCUGAUCCAAAAGGGCGAUGUCGCACAGAAGUACUUUAACGUAGACGGGUCUUGGAAGGGAACGGUGAAAAUACCCGAGGACAGCCUUGAAGAAUCCGAGCGCAAUCUAGAAGGCGAGAAUAAAGCCUUGUUCCUAGCUUUUGUGAGGAAGAUGAUGAAGUGGAGGCCGGAGGAGAGGAGUGGAGCUAAGGAGCUGCUGGCAGAUACUUGGCUUCGGGACGGAGACCAAUUUGCAGAUCAAUAA